GCUAAGGCAACUUUCCGAGCCGAAAUAAGUCGGAGCACUCAUGGGGCUUGGUCCGCACUCCUCGCGCGAGGCAGGGCGCCGGUUCCCAGCUGGUGGCAAACGGCGGCGCGGGGCCAAGGGAUCGGGUCGUCCCCCGCUAGGUCGCGAGCGACAACACCAUCCGCCUCGGGAUGGGCGCUCGGAACCAGCUCUCGAGGCGCCCUUUCACUUGAGCCCCGAAGCUUUGGGAUAUUUCCGCCGGGCGCUUUCGGCGCUGAAAGAGGCUCCUGAGAUCGGGGAAGAAAGAGAACUAAUGGUGCAGAAUGUCCUGAAGGAAGUGGAAUCUGAGGCCCUUGCCUUGGCUACAAACAGGACUGGCAGUGAAAUGCUCCAAGAACUGUUGAGGUUCAGUCCCUUGAAACCGUUCUGUCGAAUAUGGACUGUUCUGCACCCCAACUUGCGCUUUGUUGCCUGUCAUCGGUGUGGGGUCCAUGUGUUGCAAAGCGCUUUGCUGCAGCUGCCUCGCUUGCUGGGGAGCCCUGCAGUGGAGGACGUGGAGGAGGAAGAAGAUGAAAAGGAUGGUCCCAUGGAGACCCUGGAGGAGCUGGUCCUGGGACUAGCAGCUGAAGUGUGUGAUGACUUUCUUUUCUACUGUGGAGACACACAUGGCAGCUUCGUGGUCAGGACUCUACUGCAGGUGUUAGGAGGGACCCUUCUGGAAUCUGAGAGAGCCAAGCGUGGAUCCCAAUCUUCUGAAGUGCAAAGGGAAUGUAAACCAACUGAUUUUGAGGUCCCUGAAACCUUCUUGAAUCGUCUUCAGGACUUGAGCACCUGCUUUCUGAAGGACAUUGCUGUGUUCAUCACUGACAAAAUCUCCAGCUUCUGUCUUCAAGUGGCCUUACAGAUCUUACACCGCAAACUGCCCCCGCUUUGUGCCCAUCUCUGCAGUGCUGUGAUUGGCUACUUGAGUACUCGCAAUUCCUCAGCAGAAGGCAGCCCUCUACUGCUGUUUCUGCGGGAUCAGACAAGUUCUCGACUCUUGGAACAGGUGCUGCUGGUGUUGGAGCCCCCAAGGCUGCAGAGCCUCUUUGAGGAUCAUUUCCAGGAGCAGUUGCAGGCCUUGGCUGCACAUCCCAUUGCCAACUUCCCUUUGCAGCGCUUGCUAGAUGCUGUCACUACUCCUGAGCUGCUGUCUCCUGUGUUUGAAGAGUUGAGCCCUGCCCUGGAAGCUGUGCUGGCUCAGGGCCACCCAGGAGUAGUUGUUGCCCUCGUAGGGGCCUGCCGUAGAGUUGGGGCCCACCAAGCCCAGGUCCUGCAGCUGUUGUUGAAGGCAUUCCACUGUGCAGAGCCAUCAUCCCGGCAAGUGGCCUGUGUGCCUCUCUUUGCCACUUUGAUGGCUUAUGAGGUGUACUAUGAACUGAUGGAGGAGGAGGAGGCAGUGCCUGCCGAGCACCAGGUGGAAAAGGCGGAGGCCAGGCCCCUGGGGGAAGUGACAGUCCUUGGGUCUCUACUGCUCCAGCAUUUGCUGCAUUUCUCUACCCCUGGUCUUGUGCUUCGAAGUCUGGGUGCCUUGACAGGGCCACAGCUCCUGUCUCUGGCCCAAAGCCCUGCUGGCUCCCACGUGUUUGAUGCUGUUCUCACCAGCCCCUCUGUGACCCGAAAGCAGCGCCGCCGUUUGCUGCAGAUCCUAAAGGGACAAUAUGUGGCCCUAGCUUGUAGUCGCCAUGGCAGCCGUGUGCUAGAUGCCAUCUGGAAUGGAGCAGCCUUGGGGGCUCGGAAGGAAAUUGCAGCUGAACUGGGGGAGCGGAACCAAGAGCUGAUCAGAGAUCCUUUUGGCCACCAUGUGGCUCGAAAUGUGGCCUUGACUACCUUCCUGAAGCGGCGAGAGGCCUGGGAACAGCAGCAGGGGACAGUGGCCAAGCGGAGGCGGGUCCUGAACUCAAUACUUGAAGACUGAAUGAAGCUUUUGCAUCUGUGACUGAGUGUUGAUGGGGGAAGGAAAAGGGAGUAUUUAUCCUACGUCUCUCUUGGUUU
Molecule: messenger RNA, 2013 nt
Organism: Chrysochloris asiatica (Cape golden mole)
Lineage: Eukaryota; Metazoa; Chordata; Mammalia; Afrosoricida; Chrysochloridae
Gene: NOP9
Product: NOP9 nucleolar protein
Exons: 10
Coding region: 41-1936 (631 amino acids)
Biological process (GO): endonucleolytic cleavage in ITS1 to separate SSU-rRNA from 5.8S rRNA and LSU-rRNA from tricistronic rRNA transcript (SSU-rRNA, 5.8S rRNA, LSU-rRNA); endonucleolytic cleavage to generate mature 5'-end of SSU-rRNA from (SSU-rRNA, 5.8S rRNA, LSU-rRNA); ribosomal small subunit export from nucleus
Cellular component (GO): nucleolus; 90S preribosome; preribosome, small subunit precursor
Molecular function (GO): RNA binding
Source: RefSeq, a predicted model, not a curated record